AUGAAUGAUAACCCAGCCACGACCAGUUCUCCUAGUUCCUCGUCAACACCAUCAAGCACCGCUUCUCAUGCCGUUGCUGCAGUUAGCAUCAAAAUUCCUCCAUUUUGGCCAAAUGAUCCUGCAGUCUGGUUCGCCCAAGUUGAAGCUCAAUUUCUUACACGACAAAUCACUGCACAGAACACAAAAUUUGCCUAUGUCAUCUCCUCUCUUAGUCCCGAAAUUGCUCAAGAAAUCCGUGAUUUAAUUCUUUCGCCUCCUGCUGAUCGUCCGUACGACACUUUAAAAAUGGAACUUAUCAGACGUACAUCCGCCUCAGAACAACAGCGAUUACAACAGUUGCUGAUCUCCGAAGAAUUAGGUGAUAAGAAGCCUUCCCAAUUCUUACGAAAAUUGCGACAACUUUUAGGUGACAACCCCUUAGAAGACGGCCUCUUGAGACAUCUUUUUCUUCAACGUUUGCCGACAAAUGUAAAACUCAUUCUUGCCUCCACUCCAGACACUGUCUCCAUAGAUGACUUGGCCUCACUUGCGGACAAAAUCUUGGACGUUCCUCCUCCGCAGCACUCCCUGGCAGCCAUAUCUCCAUUUCCAGAGUCUUCUGCACGAAAAGAGAUUGAAGACUUGCGACUCCAUGUAAACAAUUUGACCACCCAAUUGACCAAUGUCAUUAGUCAACUAGUCAUCAGUCAUCAGAUCUCGUCUCGCUAUCGUUCUCGCUCUCGCUCACGUGGUCGAAGUCCCCAACGCUCUGGUUCACGUAAUUUCUCCUGUUUUUCUACCUCAUCAGGCCCAUUUUGUUGGUACCAUCAACAGUUUGGAUCCGCCGCUCGAAAAUGCAAUCCACCAUGCUCAUUUAAGGCCCCUGCUUCUCUUCACCAGUCGGAAAACUUCCAAGCCAGAGACUAG
Rhopilema esculentum is the source of this 906-nucleotide messenger RNA. The record is from RefSeq and is a predicted model, not a curated record. NCBI's taxonomy places the organism in Eukaryota, Metazoa, Cnidaria, Scyphozoa, Rhizostomeae, Rhizostomatidae.